This is a messenger RNA of Ilex paraguariensis (yerba mate), 175 nucleotides long. NCBI's taxonomy places the organism in Eukaryota, Viridiplantae, Streptophyta, Magnoliopsida, Aquifoliales, Aquifoliaceae. The record is from the annotation of a GenBank genome assembly.
GUCUGUUCCUUCUCCUCUGGAGCGGUUUAAUGGUCCUCAUAUUAGUUGUGAUGGAGCUUUCAAAGAGCGGAGUGCUGCUAUAGGUGUUAUUUUGAGGGAUACAAAUGACUGCCUUUUGGAUGGAAUUGGAAAGUGUAUCCCUGCUGUUUCAAGUAUUUUUGCGGAGGCAACUGCU